Messenger RNA from Mucor velutinosus, 651 nucleotides. RefSeq lists its product as uncharacterized. Gene Ontology annotation, molecular function: GTP binding; GTPase activity. The record is from RefSeq and is a predicted model, not a curated record. The transcript is spliced from 5 exons. Gene Ontology annotation, cellular component: phagocytic vesicle; Golgi apparatus; lysosome. Gene Ontology annotation, biological process: endosome to lysosome transport; phagosome-lysosome fusion. Bases 1 to 651 code for a protein of 216 amino acids. NCBI's taxonomy places the organism in Eukaryota, Fungi, Mucoromycota, Mucoromycetes, Mucorales, Mucoraceae.
AUGGCAGAAGUGAGAGAAUACCUUUUCAAAAUUUUAGUGGUGGGCGACUUGGGCACAGGCAAAACCUCCAUUAUCCGUCGUUAUGUGCACAAUAUAUUCUCAAGCAACUACAAAUCAACUAUUGGCGUAGAUUUUGCUUUGAAGGUGAUUCAAUGGGGUCCCGAUUGGAUUGUUCGACUUCAACUGUGGGACAUUGCAGGACAAGAGAGAUUUGGCAACAUGACACGCGUAUAUUACAAAGAAGCUCUCGGUGCGAUCGUUGUUUAUGAUGUAACUAGGCCACAGACAUUUGAAGGGGUUACUAAGUGGAAAAAUGAUAUUGAUACCAAAGUGGCAUUACCGGAUGCAUGGGGAGGAGGACAGAUUCCAGUCAUUUUAUUAGCAAAUAAGAGUGAUUUAAUUCAAGAAGGCCAUGGACAACAUGCAAAUCCAACUGAGCUGGAUCAAUUUUGUCAGGAUAAUGGGUUUAUAAAAUGGUUUGAAACGUCAGCAAAGGAUAAUACAAAUAUCGAGGAAGCUGCACGCCAUUUGAUCUCCUCCAUUUUGAAAUUGGAGGAAGAAAACGCAGACAACGUUGUAAAUGAUGAAAAUACGCUUAAUUUAAAUCAACAACAACAGCAACAGCAACAGCAGAAUAACGGAUGCUGUUGA